UUCAUAACCAACCAAUAACCAAAAUACGACUUGACUUGUACGGUUCUGCACUUCUGCGAGUCUAAAAUUUAUUUGUUGAAGUUUUUAAAAUGUUUCGUAACUUUUCGAAAUCAAACCGUUGGAUUGUAUGUCAAUUUUCUUUAAAAGCAGAAAGUUUGCUAACAGAGAAGACAUUUCAUCGAAAUAUAUUAAAAUUCCCUAUUUCAAAAUGCAUUGCCCUAUCAAGAAAAUACAGUACACUGACAGGUAUCAAGGACAAAGAUUUCAGUAAAUUUGAAGGUGAAGGGAGACCACUGUAUUUGGAUGCUCAAGCCACAACUCCAGUUGAUCCAAGGGUAUUAGAUGCAAUGCUACCUUACAUGACAAAUUAUUAUGGCAACCCUCAUUCAAGAACUCACUCGUAUGGAUGGGAAAGUGAGAAGGCAGUUGAAGUAGCUCGUGAGCAAGUUGCCAAGCUUAUAAAUGCAGAUCCAAAAGAAAUUAUUUUCACAUCAGGUGCUACAGAGAGUAACAACAUAGCAAUUAAAGGUGUUGCAAGAUUUUACAAAAUGAAAAAGAAUCAUAUAAUCACUACACAGACAGAACAUAAAUGUGUUCUCGAUUCCUGUCGUGUUCUCGAGGGGGAAGGGUUUGAAGUAACUUAUCUUCCUGUUCUUCCUAGUGGCUUAAUUGACUUAAAUAGUCUUCAAAAUGCAAUCAGGCCUACAACUGUCUUGGUUUCAAUAAUGAGUGUCAAUAAUGAAAUUGGAGUUAAACAGCCAUUAGCAGAAAUUGGUGCUAUGUGUCGAAAAGCUAAAGUGUUUUUCCACUGUGAUGCAGCUCAAGCUGUAGGUAAAAUUCCGAUUGAUGUCGAAUCAAUGUCAAUUGAUUUAAUGUCCAUAAGUGGACAUAAGAUCUAUGGUCCUAAAGGUGUUGGUGCUCUUUACGUGAGACGCCGACCACGGGUUAGGAUUGAAGCUCUGCAAAGCGGAGGUGGUCAGGAACGAGGGAUACGUAGUGGAACAGUUCCUACUUCGCUGACAGUCGGCAUUGGCGCAGCAUGUGAAAUAGCUCAACAAGAACUUAAGUAUGAUCACGCCAGAAUCAGUAAACUAUCCCAACGCUUGAUCGAUCAGAUUAGCCAUGGUUUAACACACGUCAUACGAAAUGGAGAUCCCGAACACUCCUACCCAGGUUGUGUUAACCUUUCUUUCGCCUACGUCGAGGGAGAAAGUCUUUUGAUGGCCCUGAAAGACGUGGCACUAUCAAGCGGAAGUGCUUGCACCUCAGCAUCGCUGGAACCUUCAUAUGUUUUGCGGGCCAUUGGCGCUGAAGAAGAUUUGGCGCAUUCUUCUAUUCGAUUUGGAAUUGGGCGAUUCACCACCGAAGCUGAGGUUGAUUACACCGCACAAAAGUGUAUUCAUCAAGUCACCAAACUUCGGGAAAUGAGUCCUCUUUGGGAAAUGGUCCAAGAAGGGAUUGAUUUGAAAAGUAUCAAGUGGACGCAGCACUAAUCUUUCCAUUCACAAACAAAACUGAAGAUGUUGCUGUAUAAAUUCAGCCUUGUAAAGAAAAUGAUUUCAAAAUAUACACUGAAAAUAG
Molecule: messenger RNA, 1581 nt
Organism: Daphnia pulicaria
Lineage: Eukaryota; Metazoa; Arthropoda; Branchiopoda; Diplostraca; Daphniidae
Product: cysteine desulfurase, mitochondrial-like
Exons: 10
Coding region: 90-1493 (467 amino acids)
Biological process (GO): [2Fe-2S] cluster assembly
Cellular component (GO): cytosol; nucleus; mitochondrion
Molecular function (GO): pyridoxal phosphate binding; cysteine desulfurase activity
Source: RefSeq, a predicted model, not a curated record